AUGCCCCCGGUGGUGACGAGUCUUGAGGCCUUCAGCUCGAGCGGGUUGUGGGGCUCGCUGCUGCGCGGCGCCAGCAGGCUGUGGCCGAUCGCCGCCGUCGUGGACGAGGCGUCGCGUCUGAUGUGCCUAGCGGCGCGGGGCGUGGGCGCGCCGGACGGGUGCGCACCUGCGGGGCCGCCGGGCUCGGCGGCGGAGGACAAGGGAGCCGCCAAGGCGCCGGCCGCCUCCAGACGGGUGUGGGACAGCUAUCGCAACUUUUCCACCCAGAGCCCCCUGCCCCCUGACACUGCCUACGGCCAUCCAGCAGAGUUGGGGAUGGACAAGGUGGAGUUGAAUUGGCGGAUUGUCUCCCUUGCAUCCAAGACGCUGCAUGAGAUCCGGGCGCGCCCAGGCGAUGACGUGGCCCUGCUGGACCUCAUGGUGGUGGACUUUCAGGGCCUCCUGCUUGCACACAGACACACAGUGAGUGGGGUAAACGUGGCAACCAUGGUGCACCGGAUGGGGCGGAUCUGUUCCAAGGAGCAUUUGAAACGAAGGGCGAUGGAGGCGCACUCUGGCUUCUUAGGACGUCUGCUUUCGCUGGUGUACUUGAAAAGCACUGAGCUGCGCUCACAGAACAUAAGCAACGUGGUCUGGGGCCUGGGCAAGCUGGGGGCCAGGCUGAGGGGGCUGCCAGAAAUGGCAUCCCUUGACAUGGUGCUGCAGGAGUUGUCCAGCCGCGCGGCAGACCAGAUUAACGACUUCAGGCCACAGAAUCUGUCCAACCUCGUAACUGGGCUGGCUCACCUGGAGGACAGCCACAGCCAGAAGCUCUUGGCAGUGAUCGCCCGUGCCACAAAACCCCAGAUUGAUUCUUUCAAGAACCAAGAGAUCGUGAAUCUGCUGUGGGGGCUGUCCAAGCUGGGCUACCUCGACGUGGAGGGGCUUUUUCCCACUGCCAUCGACAGUGUGCGUGGCAGGCUUGCGACCCUCAAGCCACAGGAGCUGUCCUCAUUCCUGUGGGCACUUGCCGCCAUGGGGCACACAGAGUGUGCAGACGUCGUGACAGAAGUGUUGCAGCAGAUAGUCCCAGAGGACGGGGCCCGACCGUUGGGCCCCCAAGCACUGUCAUGCCUGAUGUGGAGCGCCAGUGCCAUGAAGUUCCGGCCACAGGAUAAGGAAGUCAGGGAGCUGCUGGGCCAGGCCUCCUCCAGCCUAGAGAAUUUCACUCCCCAGAAUGUGUUCAUGUGCCUGUAUGCAGCAGCAGAGUUCCACUGCAAUAUCCCUGCUUUUGCACAAGCUGCAAAGGCAUACUUCAUGAAACAUUGGCGUCGGCUCAGUCCCCAAGACAUCAUGAACUGCAUACACAGUCUGAUGGUGCUGGACGACUUGGAUUUGCGGACGCUGCUGCAGGCAGUGAACUAUGCAGAAAUGUGGCCAGGGCAUCUUAACGAGCGCGACAAACGGCAACUAUAUCAGUGCAUCUUGCAUUUUCGGCUGUUCUACCCAGAAGUCAGUACAGAAAGGCUGAUGUCGCAACGGCUGGAAGAAGAAUGCCGCAUGCUGUGGGAGGGGCGCCAGAAGACAUCGCCCGUGCCCAGGUUCGUGUUGGACGCUCUGGUGGUGCUGGAGCACGCAGGGAAUGUGUGCAGCAGCCGGCAGGUGGUGGCGGGCGUUGUCAACACGUCCACAGUCCAGCUGCCCAACGGGCGGCGCUUCGCAGUCGAGGGCAUAUACAUACCCAGGGGCUUCAAGAACACCGGGGCGCUGAACGGACGGUACUUGUGGAAGGAGAGGGUGCUGGAGCGUUUGGGCUGGCCAGUGGCGCGGCUGCACAUGGAGGCGUGGUCCGAGCUGACCUCCCAGAACGACAAACUGCGCUUUCUUGGGGAAAUAAUGGUGGCCGCAGUGCAGAGGAUGGCAAGGAACGCACGGAACUUGGGGCGGGGGGCGGGCUCUGGGGAGAGGGGACAUGGGCGAACGAAUUCGUAG
Ostreobium quekettii is the source of this 1971-nucleotide messenger RNA. NCBI's taxonomy places the organism in Eukaryota, Viridiplantae, Chlorophyta, Ulvophyceae, Bryopsidales, Ostreobiaceae. The record is from the annotation of a GenBank genome assembly.